AUGGCAUCGGAAGCUGCGGAAAACUUGCCAGCUGAGUCUCCAUCGACUCCCCUGGCGGCUCUUUGGAUUGCGUUCCUUGUUUCCAUAUUCGUGGUCGCUGGUAUUGACUUCUGCUGCAUCAAUGGGUCUGGACGUUGUGCUUGCAUGCCUACGUAUGGCAAGCAGAUCUUACUCUGGGUGUUGGCUGGGCUUGGUUUUGCAGCCUUCGUUAUGCAGGUACUGGGAGCGGCGGCUGGAGGCAGUUGGAUGUAUGGUUACUUCCUGGAGUACAUGCUGUCGAUCGACAACUUGUUUGUCUUUCAGCUGGUCUUCAAGGGCUACUCUACUCCCGAGUGCCACGUGGAUAGGGCCCUUUUCUGGGGUAUCGUUGCCGCCGUGCUCCUUCGGCUGGGUUUCUUUGGCAUUGGCACAGAAAUCCUGCAGCUUGGGCUGGUGGCGAGGGUCUUUUUUGGCCUCCUCCUCAUGGUCUCUGGAUGGAAGGCGUUUUCCGAUUCGGAAGAGGAGGAUGAUCCAAGCAAGAAUCCUGCUGUGAGAUGUAUCGCCCGGCUUCUACCUUUGCACGACCAGUACUCCGAGCGUGCUGUCUUCUUCGUUUGGGUGCCCAGACACUCCACAAAGCAUCCCGCGGGGCCCACGGUGCUUGGCACGCCCGGGGCCGAUGUAGAUGGAAUCCGCCUGAAGGACAUGGUAGAUGGCGAAGAUGUCGAGGCUGAGAGGGUGGCGGAGAUGCAUUCCACGCAGCCCACGGUGUGCAAGGUGACCCCACUUUUCCUGGUGGUGCUCACCCUGGCCAUCAUCGAUGUCAUCUUUGCCGUUGAUAGUGUGACCGCAAAGAUAUCUUCGGUGGUGGGCUUUCAUCCCGAUGUGAGCUUCUUCUUGAAUCUCUCCUCAAGUGCCUUUGCCAUGUUCGUGCUUCGAAGCUUGUACCUGGUAGUCGACCUGCUGACGCACAUGUUCCGCUUCCUUCCGUACGGAGUUGGUGCUGUGCUGCUGUUCAUCGGGUUGAAGCUCAUCGUCUCGCAUUGGUUCGAGGUGGGCAUGCUGCUGUCGUCUGUGCUGAUUCUCAGUCUCCUGCUGCUUGCCAUCGUUGCCUCCGUGGUUUUUCCGAAAGCCGACGAGGAGGAUCCUCCACAGGCAGAAGACGAGGAGCCGGAGGCUGCUCCGAACACCCGUGGGCAUGAGGAAGCCCAAGGCCGGGUGCAACAGAGCGUCCGAAGCUUGCGUCCGAAGCCUGACGCAAUUUUCCCGAGUUGCACCUACCAGUGGAUGGAGUGCGCUCAGUUCUGCCUGCAAUUCCUCGUGCUGCUUGCCGCCUUACGGCGAUCCUUCUUUCAGAAGGAGCUGGGUCAGUGGAAUGGUGACGGUAGAGGGGGGCGGCAGCUGGUAGUUGCUUCUGGUGCGGAGGAGGAAGAUCGGACACGGCUCUUGGCCAGCAUGAUGCAGGGGACGACAGCCAUCCUUGCCUCCAAGAUGGGCUUGCAGGAACAUGCCUGCUACCAUGAGCUAUGCCGCCUUCUUGGAAAGAUCAACGCUACGCAUCAGCUUAAUGAGUUGUGUGCCAACGAACAGUUCCAGGCAUGGAUCGAGCAAGUCUAUGGCUUCACCAUGGAUAGCCUCCGGCGGUGGGAAGUGAUGCCGAACUCGAAGCACUACCUUCUGGGCUUUUGGGCUGCCAUGGUUAGUCCCGUGAUCCUGCUGCAGGACAAGGCUCCGAAAGCCCUCGAGAGCUUCAUCCAGCAGAUUCCACAGCCGCUAACUUUGAAAGAUCUUCGGGAAGGUGACC
Symbiodinium necroappetens is the source of this 1783-nucleotide messenger RNA. NCBI's taxonomy places the organism in Eukaryota, Dinophyceae, Suessiales, Symbiodiniaceae. The record is from the annotation of a GenBank genome assembly.